GAGGACUUUCACAUAGCAUUGCUGGUGACAUUGUUCCGUUUGUAUUCAAAGUGGACUGGACCAAUGGUGAUGAAUUUUGCCGGCGAUGACAUGGCUGCCUCGGGGUGCUAAUUGAGCGAGCUGAGACCAAGCUUAGUUCUUGCUCGACUUGUGAGUUGUGAUACUUGUGCCGUUGUGCGUACUCAAGCUGAAUCUCAAACUUUUUCAAGAUUAAUUUGUCAUCUCAACUCUCAAGCUAAUAAUCCUGAGAAAAAAAGGGUGUAUUGUGUAUGAUGUGGUGACUGGUGAGCUUUCAUCCCUGAACAAGAACACCAAGAUAGGUAUCUAUUUUUUGCUGAGUUAUUACUCUUUUAUCUACAAAUCUAAAUACAAUAAUGGAAGUUUUUCAAUCAGACUUUGCUUUGGCUUUGCUUCAAGAUUUGCUAGAAAGAUUCAAAUUUUUAGUCUUUGAGGAAGCAGGUCAGGUUGUACAGUUUGAUGCAGAAGAUGAACUUAAAAAGCUGAAGAGGAAACUCUUGAAAGCAGAAACUUUGUUUGACAGCUUUCAGCUGACUCCAAACAAUACCUGGCAACAUUGGGUUGGAGAAGUCACUGGAGUUUGCUAUGAUGCUGAAGACUUGGUUGAUGAUAUAGUACUUGGUGCUAGUAAAACUUCAGUGAUUGAGAAGAUGUUUUCGUUUUUCGAAAGGCGGAAGAUGGCUCAACAGAUCCAAGAGCUUCAAGGAAGGUUAGAGGAUAUAAUAAGUGGAUUAGACAUGGUCAACAGAACAAACCAGCAAGCACUGCAGUGCUCACUAGGAUGUUACAAAGAGAUUGCUCAUACAAGAGAGCAAAUUCGAGUUCCAGUGAGGUUAUUCGGGAGGGAAAGCGACAAGGAGAAGAUAGUCUCCAUGCUGCUGGAAGAAACACUGAUUACAGUUUCUAUAGUUGGCAUGGGUGGCCUUGGCAAAACAACACUUGCUCAGAGUAUUCAAGAUGAUUCCAGAAUCCAAGAAAAGUUUCAUCGUAUAGUUUGGAUUUCAGUGUCCGCGGAGUUUGACAUGACAAAGAUCACAGACUUUAUAUUGAAUCGGAGGCAGGAAGGUGAGUAUAGCUUUCAUCCUGAGAGAAUCCAAAGUUCAUUUGGUGAUCUUUACUUGGGGAGAAGUAUUUUGUUUGUGUUGGAUGAUUUACGGGAAGUUAAGGGUAAUGAUUGGUGUUCUUUCUGUCAUUAUUUUCUGUGCUCGUCUGGUUCCAAAGCUCUUCUGACUACUAGCAACCCAAAUGUAACAUCAAUUACUAAUGCUACUCCUUAUCAUUUACAAAUGAUGAAGGAUGAAGAUUGUCAGGUUCUAAUCAUGGAUAGAGCGCUGUCUUUUAAUAAUAUAUCUGAACGAAAGCUUGUAAUUUUGGAGGAUAUUGCUGGAGCAAUGGCCCAAAAGUGCAAGGGCUUGCCUCUGGCAGCCAAUAUUUUGGGACUUCUUUUAUCCUCUAAGCAUGAUGAUGAUGAUUGGGUUACUUUAUCAGAGAAAGACAUAUGUGAGCUAAGUAUUUUUAAAGAGGAAAUAUUUCCUGCUUUUAGACUGAGCAACCCUAACUUGGCAUCACAUUUGAAGAAGUGUCUUGCUUACUGCUCCUUAUUUCCUCGUGAUUAUGAUUUCGAGAAAGACAACUUGGUUCAGCUGUGGAUGGCAGAAGGUUUUCUUCUGCCUCAAGGGAUGACAAACCUUGAACAAAUUGGCUGUGAGUAUUUUAAUGAGCUGUUAUGGAGAUCUGUGUUUCAACUUUCGCAUCUUGGUGAUCAGGAGAUGCCAAGCUACAAAAUUCAUGAAUUUAUUCACAGGUUUGCUGAGUUUGUGGCUUCAGACACAUGUUUCAGGUUGGCGAAAGGUGAGUGGUCUUGCUCCGCCCCUUUAUACAAAAAAGUUCGCCAUCUGUCCCUGCUUUGUGAUUGCAUCAAACUACCGUUCCUCAAAGAAAUUGAGAAAUGUGAUGGUCUGAGGACAUUUCUUCUGCUAAGUGAACACGGAACUCAAAUUGGCCAAGUCCCUUAUUCCUUUUUUCAGAAAUUGGUGCGGUUGAGAGUUCUAGACUUGAGUCAUACUAAUAUUGAUGAGCUUCCUGAGUCACUGGGUAGAUUAAAGCAUUUACGGUACUUGGAUGCAUCUCAGACACAUAUCCUAAGGUUGCCUAACUCAGCUUCCGACCUUCAUGGGUUACAAGUACUCAAGUUGAGCGGCUGUUCUGAACUCCGAGAGUUGCCAAAACAGAUUAAAAACUUGACCAACCUUAUACAUCUUGAUGUCGACAUGAGGAAAUUGAGGUGCAUGCCUGCAAGCAUUGGGAGUUUGAGUUGCCUUAAAACACUUCCUGCCUUUAUGGUUGGUAAGAAGGAAGGAUAUCGCAUAACUGAGUUGAAGAAUUUGAAGCAUCUACGUGGUACAAUAUACCUUGGUAAACUUGAAUAUGUUAGGGAUGGGGCAGAGGCCAGGGAAGCCAUGAUAUGUGAUAAGCCAUUUAUUAAGAGGUUGGAAUUAGAAUGGAGCCGUUGUUCUAGAGAUGGAUCUGUGCAAAUGGAUAUCCUUUCUGGCCUGCAACCGCACAAAAAUUUGAAGGAACUGUUAUUAAUCAACUAUGGUGGUUCCAGAUUUCCUGUUUGGCUUACAAGCCCAUCCUGCUUGCUUGUAAGUAUUCAUGUACAAUUUUGCAAGCAAGAUGAUGUCUUGCCAUCACUUGGGCAACUUCUCUUCCUCAAGACACUUAAUAUCGAAGGCAUGGAUCGAGUGAAGUGUGUGGACAACCAUUUUUGUGGAGAAGGUAGAAAUGAAGCCUUCCCUUCAUUAGAAUCAUUGAAGAUCCAAGACAUGAUGUGCCUUGCAAGGUGGUUUAAAUUGCCAGACAAUAGCAUGCCCCAGCUCCGUGAACUUACCAUUGAGGAUUGUCCUAAUCUCCUCUCAAUGCAGUCACUAAAACAUAUGAAUUCAUUGCAAACUUUUGAGCUCAAUCGCUGCAUGGAGCUGAUGUCAUUGCCUGAGCUUCCGGUGUCAAUUCAGUCACUGAUCAUUACCGAUUGUGAUAUGGUGAAACAGCGAUGUCAACCUGAAGAAGGUCCUGAUUGGAGUAGCAUAAGAGCAAUUCCGUAUGUGGAGAUUGACUACGAGACUGUGGUUCCUCAAGCUUCAAGUUAAUGUACCUCCACAUGACAGUCUGCUCUUGUUGGAAAGAUCAUUAGACACUGCCAAAUGCCAAUGCAGUCCUACAAAUACAGUGAUAAGUAAUUGAUCAUUCUUCUACAAGCAAUAGUUUGUUUGCUGAUGAUGAUUAGUAAUGAUGUUUACACUUCGUUGUCAGACUCAGAGAGUCACAGGUAAUGGAGGUAGUGCAACAAGGAAUGAAUUCUGUGACUUGUUUACAAUGUGAGUGAAUAAAAUCUGGGAAAUGAUUGACAUGUAAGCAUAGUCAAUUUGAGAAGUACUACUAGUGUAAUAUCUCUGCAGAGUAUUGUAUAAUUUUUUGUUGUAAUUGCCUAUAGAUUUUGCAGUAGAAUUCUGAAGUUGAUCUGCUGAACUUUGUUUCAGAGGGUGCUUUUGUAGGCUUAUUGUUAUUAUUGUAAAUUCUUUAUUGAAUAUCUAUAUCUCAACUUAUAUUCUUUUUUAUUUUUGUUUUA
Messenger RNA from Chenopodium quinoa (quinoa), 3646 nucleotides. Its product is annotated as putative disease resistance RPP13-like protein 1. Gene Ontology annotation, biological process: defense response to other organism. Gene Ontology annotation, molecular function: ADP binding; protein binding. The coding region runs from base 375 to 3167 and encodes 930 amino acids. Lineage: Eukaryota; Viridiplantae; Streptophyta; Magnoliopsida; Caryophyllales; Amaranthaceae. The record is from RefSeq and is a predicted model, not a curated record. The transcript is spliced from 4 exons.